Messenger RNA from Juglans microcarpa x Juglans regia, 1574 nucleotides. Its product is annotated as putative disease resistance RPP13-like protein 1. NCBI's taxonomy places the organism in Eukaryota, Viridiplantae, Streptophyta, Magnoliopsida, Fagales, Juglandaceae. The coding region runs from base 149 to 658 and encodes 169 amino acids. The record is from RefSeq and is a predicted model, not a curated record. The transcript has a single exon.
CAAGCCAGCCGGUUCCUCACGAGUACAACCCACUUUCCUCGAAAUAAUUUCGGAUUCUUGCAAUGGCUGACGACAAACCAGUUCUUCUCUAGACUCUUUGGCUAUUCAUUGCAUAUUUUCUUGAAUCAUCAGUUCUUUGAAGAGUAUAAUGGCAUUUGGGGAGAUCUUUCUUGCUGCGUUCCUUCGAGUGUUGAUCAGUGUCUCUGGAGUCGUUGAAAUUUGCACGACAAGAGGGACUUCAAUAGAGCUGGACAAGUGGAGCAAAACGUUGUCAAGAAUCCGGAAGGUGCUUGAUGAUGCAGAGGAGAAGCAACAUACUGAGGGGGCAUUGAAAGAGUGGCUAGAUGAUCUUAGAGACUUGGCCUAUGAUAUGGAGGAUAUACUCGAUGAGUUUGCGACGAAAGUUUUGCGACGCAAAUUGAUGGGUAAAAGUCCAACUAGCACUCUUAAGGUAAAGAAGCUUGCCUCUGCUUAUUUUACUUGUUUGACUCCAAGUGUUGUUAAGAUCAACAUUAGGCUGAGGUCAAACAUAACAAAAAUCACUGCUCGGUUUAAUGAUCUUAUGUCGCAAAAAGAUCAACUGAAAUUAAACGAAAGUGUUGACGUGAGGUCAAACAAAAGAAAAGAGACACAGCCUUCCAACUUCUGUGGUGACUGAGAUCACGUUUAUGAUAGGGAGAAAGAUGCAGAUUCCAUACUUCAAUUAUUGUUGAGUGAGAAAUUUGGUGAUGAUGCCUUAACUAAAGUUCGCGUGAUUCCUGUACUUGGGAUGGGGGGCAUAGGAAAGACAACACUUGCCAAGCUUAUAUACAAUGAUCAUAAAGUGUGAAGCUUUUUUGAUCUGAAAGCAUGGUCUUGUGUUUCUGAAGAUUUUGAUGUUGUUACGAUUACAAAAAUAAUUUUACAAUCUGUCACGUCUGAAAACUGUGAUGGGAGGGAUCUAAAUUGGUUGCAAGUCAAACUAAAGGAAAAAUUGCAUGGGAAGAGGUUUUUGGUCAUUCUAGAUGAUGUUUGGAAUGAGAACUACAACGAUUGGAUUAUCCUACGUGCUCCUUUCGAAAUAGGAGCUCCAGGAAGUAGCAUUGUGAUCACUACUCGCAAUCAAGGAGUCUCGUCACUAAUGGGAACUGUCAAAGUUCCAGCUUACCGCUUGAAAGUGCUGUCAAAUGAUGCUUGUUUGUCUAUAUUUGCCCAACAUACAUUGGAUGCAAGAGACUUCAGCGCACAUCCAAACCUUAAUAAUGUUGGCGAGGUCCCGAGGAAAUCGUUAGAAGGUGUAAAGGCUUGCCUUUGGCAGCAAAAACUGUUGGAGGCAUCUUACACACUACACAAUACCGUGAUGAAUGGAAAAAAAUAGUGAACAGUAAGAUAUGGGAUAUAACAGAGGAGAGAAGUGGAAUUGUUACAGCUCUUAUGUUAAGAUAUUACAAUCUCGCCUCACAUUUAAAAAGGUGCUUUGCAUAUUGUUCUAUGUUCCCUAAGGACUAUGAAUUUGAGGAGAAGCCGUUGGUUCUAUUAUGGAUGACAGAAGGUUUGACUCAGUCACAAAAAGAUGAAAAGGAAAUGGAAGAAUU